Penicillium cataractarum is the source of this 1305-nucleotide messenger RNA. RefSeq names its product putative oxalate/formate antiporter. NCBI's taxonomy places the organism in Eukaryota, Fungi, Ascomycota, Eurotiomycetes, Eurotiales, Aspergillaceae. The record is from RefSeq and is a predicted model, not a curated record. The transcript has 3 exons. Bases 1 to 1305 code for a protein of 434 amino acids. Gene Ontology annotation, cellular component: fungal-type vacuole membrane. Gene Ontology annotation, molecular function: transmembrane transporter activity. Gene Ontology annotation, biological process: transmembrane transport.
AUGGCGAUACAAGUUAGUGAAACAAAAGACGAUGGAGAGGUGACCGAGAUUCCAGAUCCAAGUCAGCUCCUUAGCCUUUCAGAAGGAAGCGAAGAAAGCGAUUUUCCGGAGGGAGGGUUCAAGGCCUGGUCGGUGGUACUUGGAGCAUGGUGCGCGAUGAUACCGUCUAUGGGCUUAUUGAAUAGCCUUGGUAUUCUUCAUGCGUGGACUAGCACCCAUCAACUGAAGGACUACUCGGAGUCGAGUAUUGGAUGGAUCUUUGGCGCAUAUGGGUUUUUCCUUUACUUUGCUGGUGCUCAAAUAGGGCCGAUAUUCGAUGCAUAUGGCCCCAAUUAUGUGGUUAUCCCAGGGUCGUUCGCAAUGGUUGUUUCUUUAAUAUGCUUGAGUUUCAGCGAAGAAUAUUACCAAAUCUUCCUCUCCUUUGGCGUGCUAGGUGGGCUAUCUGCCUGCACCCUUUUCAAUCCAGCCAUCACUGUGGUUGGUCACUGGUUCAAUGUUCGGCGAGGCUACGCAACCGGUAUCGCCAGCACAGCUGGUGGGAUCGGCGGUGUGAUUUUCCCUUUGAUUAUUAUUUUUGCAGCACCCAAGAUCGGAUUUCCAUGGGCUAUACGUAUCAUCGCCUUCCUCAGCGCGCUGAUGUGUGCCGUUGCUUGCUUGCUUUUGAAGACCAGAUUUCCCGGAAACCUCAAGGCAGGUACAUCUGUGGACUUUAAGGCGUUGAAGGAUGUCAAGUAUGCUUCUACCACAGUCGCAAUCUUCUUGGUAGAAUUUGCAGUCUUCAUUCCGAUCACAUAUAUUGCAUCUUAUGCGAUACAUGUCGACGUGGAAGAUACCAUGUCUUAUCUCGUUAUAGCCUUCCUCAAUCUUGGAGCUAUCCCAGGACGCUUCUUGCCAGGAUUACUGGCCGACCGAGUUGGUCGGUUCAACAUGAUGGUAUUGACAUCGAUUGUCUGCGCAAUUCUUACUCUUGCACUUUGGUUUAGCGCAAGUGAUAAUCUAGCAGCGAUCAUCUGCUAUGCCGUGCUCUUUGGCUUCUGGAGUGGAGCUGCCAUCAGUCUUACGCCGGUGUGUAUUUCUCAAGUAUGUGCCACGGAAGAUUAUGGAAAGAGGAACGGGACUACGUUCACCAUCUCCAGUGUUGGUACUCUGACUGGCAUACCGAUUGCAGGGGCGAUUCUGCGGCGGGAUGGAGGGGAGUACGGGGGAUUGAUUAUCUUCGGUGGAGUUCUCUAUCUGGCGGCUGCUGUUGCGUUUGCUGUGGCUCGUGGAAUUUGUCGAGGCUGGUCGUUUAAGACCAAGUUUUGA